This is a messenger RNA of Pelobates fuscus (common spadefoot toad), 3376 nucleotides long. RefSeq names its product potassium voltage-gated channel subfamily H member 3 (gene KCNH3). The transcript has 16 exons. Gene Ontology annotation, molecular function: voltage-gated potassium channel activity. Lineage: Eukaryota; Metazoa; Chordata; Amphibia; Anura; Pelobatidae. Bases 230 to 3262 code for a protein of 1010 amino acids. Gene Ontology annotation, biological process: potassium ion transmembrane transport; regulation of membrane potential. Gene Ontology annotation, cellular component: plasma membrane. The record is from RefSeq and is a predicted model, not a curated record.
GCUGCAAGGCAGUCAGAGAAGAGAAACAGAUGAGAUUUCAAUGAGGUGUUGAAGUUUGUGUUAGAGGAGAAGGUGCUGAUAGGGCCUCCAUGAAAAGGUGAAAGUGCUGAGAGGCAACCUGUGCAGACUCUGGGCUGUGUCUCAUUUGACAACUGCUGCUCAGACACAUAAAGAUGGACUUCAGGUGAGUCCAGAAGAGGCAUGACGAGUGGAUGCAGCAGGCAUUAACAUGAUGCCAGCCAUGAGAGGACUACUAGCUCCUCAGAAUACCUUCUUAGAUACCAUAGCGACAAGGUUUGACGGAACACACAGUAACUUUGUCCUUGGCAAUGCUCAGUUGCCCCAGUCUUUUCCUGUGGUUUACUGCUCUGAUGGGUUCUGUGAGCUCACAGGGUUUGCUCGAGGUGAAGUCAUGCAGAGGUCAUGUGCAUGUACAUUCUUAUAUGGACCAGAGACAGGAGAGCAGGUCCAGCAACGUGUCAAGGAGGCUCUAAAUGAUAAACAAGAGCUCAAGACAGAGUUGUUGCUUUACAAGAAAAAUGGUUCGACUUUCUUGUGCUUGCUGGAUGUUGUGCCAAUCAAGAACGAGAAAGGAGAGGUGGUUCUCUUUCUUGUCUCCCAUAAAGACAUUACAGAUACCAAGACCCGUGCUGGGACAGAGAGCUGGAAAGACUCAGGAAACAGAGAGCAUCAUGGACGAGCAACAGGAAAAGGUUUUAACGCUAAUCGUAGACGGAGUAGAGCAGUGCUUUACCAUCUGUCUGGGCACCUGCAGAGGCAAAACAGAGCCAAUGCCAAAAUUGGAAAGGGGGUCUUUGGUGAGAAGCCUAGAGUUCCUGAAUACAAGGUGGUUUCUAUGCGCAAGUCUCCUUUUAUUCUCCUUCACUAUGGCACCUUUAAGUCUUGCUGGGACUGUUUGAUCUUGCUAGCGACUUUCUACGUGGCAGUGACUGUUCCAUACAGUGUAUGCUUCAGCAGCGGUAAAGAGGAAGGCAUUGCGAGUCCUCGUAGCCCACCCAGUCCAUGCGAUCUCACUGUAGAAGUCCUCUUCAUACUAGAUAUAGUUCUAAAUUUCCGUACAACAUUCGUAAGUCAGUCUGGGCAGGUAGUAUUUUCAUCGCGCCUCAUCUUCAUUCACUAUAUCAGGACUUGGUUCCUCUUGGAUUUAUUGGCUGCACUUCCUGUGGAUCUGCUCUACAGCUUCAAAGUCAAUGUGUAUUUUGGAGCUCAUCUCCUGAAGGCCGUGCGCUUGCUGCGUCUGCUGCGCCUCUUGCCAAGACUGGAUCGCUAUUCUCAGUAUAGUGCGGUGGUUCUGAGCCUCCUCAUGGUUGUAUUUGCUCUCCUGGCGCACUGGGUUGCCUGUAUUUGGUAUUUUAUUGGUCAACAAGAGAUUGAGAGCAGCCAGUCAGAAGUACCAGAAAUUGGUUGGCUACAAGAGCUAGCUCGACGUUUGGAAACACCGUAUUACAUGGGAAGGAGAAACGGAAGUCGGGAAGCAACACUUCAGAACAAUGAGUCGGCUUCCAAUGGAACGAGCGUGGUUUUAUUAGGGGGACCCUCUUCUCGGAGCUCUUAUAUAACGUCCCUGUACUUUGCACUCAGCAGUUUGACUAGUGUGGGUUUUGGAAACGUCUCUGCGAACACAGACACAGAAAAAAUCUUCUCUAUAUGCAUCAUGAUGAUUGGAGCCUUGAUGCAUGCCCUGGUGUUUGGAAAUGUGACGGCCAUUAUUCAACGCCUGUAUGCAAGACGCUUUCUUUAUCACAGCCGUACUCGUGAUUUGCGAGAUUACAUCCGCAUCCAUGGGAUUCCCAAGCCCCUUAAACAACGCAUGCUAGAAUACGUGCAGACCACAUGGGCAGUAAACAAUGGAAUUGACACAAAUGAGCUUUUGCAUAGUCUUCCAGAUGAACUGCGCGCUGACAUUGCUAUGCAUCUCAACAAGGAGUUUCUGCAGAUGCCGCUGUUUGCCAUGGCAAGUCGUGGCUGUCUGCGAUCACUGUCCCUAAAUAUCAGACCUUCAUUCUGUACCCCUGGAGAGUACCUGAUCCGACAGGGCGAUGCAUUGGAAGCUUUAUACUGUGUGUGCUCAGGAUCCAUGGAAGUCCUCAAGGAUGGUGUUGUAUUGGCAAUACUAGGGAAGGGUGACUUGAUUGGCUGCGAGGUCUCUCCUGUGGAUACAGUGAUUAAAGCAAAUGCAGAUGUCAAAGGACUUACAUACUGUGACCUUCAAGGCAUCAGUUUAAAGGGACUUCGUGACACGUUAUCACUGUAUCCGGAAUAUGCUCAGAAAUUCACAUGUCAGAUCACAAACCAGCUCAGCUACAACCUGGGAGGCAGUAGAUGUGAGCCCGAGACAGAUGCCUACACUCAAGAGUCACCAAGGAAUGUAUCUUCCCGGGAUAAAGACUCACACGUAUUCUCAGGUCUCAGCACUUCUCUACUUACUCCAAAGAAAUCUUCACAUCUCCACCUUUCCCCAUCUCGGUUUUCUCACUGCAGCCCCCAGCACAAAUCUGCAGAAGUAACACCUAAAAGCACACCGCGUCGGCUGAUUGCUACAAAACUGCAGAUACCAUGUGUUCCCUACUCCAAACCACCAGAACUCAGUCCCAGGGUGGUAGAUGGGAUAGAAGAAAAUUCUAACUCAACUCAACAAAAGUUCAACUUUCCGAACUUCAGUGCUCUUCAAGCUUCUCCAGAUCAUUUGUUUCUGAACGCAGAACCUAGAGCUACCGAAAGUAUGGAUCGACUUAGCCAGGCUGUGUCUGACCUUUCAUGCCAAGUGCAGGAGCUGAGGGAAGGCUUGCAUUCUCUCCGUCAAGCAGUACAUUUGUCUCUUAUGCCUUGCAAUCCUUCACCGUGCUUCCAUGGAGACUUGCACACACAUUGUGGUAACAGUCCACAAUCUCCAGUAGAUGGAACAAGUACCUGCCCCCCACUUUACCACCCUCAAAGGUUAGAAAAGCCUUCUCAGCUCUGUUAUAUACAUAACUCUUCUACAUGCACAGAGGGACAUUUUUCCUGGCUUUGGGCACCCCCUACCCCUCUAUGGCUGCAUUGCACAGGACACGAGCAGAGAGACAAGAGUCAGUCAGGCUCAUCAACAAUGGACAUAGAUGAGACACCUGAUGUAGCGAUCAAGAGAGACUCUGCCACCUCUGAUGCCCACUCCCUGGAAAUGCAAUUCAUUCUUCCCUACAAAGGAGGUGGUGACAAUGACCCAGGCUGCUGGCCUAGGGAGGAAGGAACUGGGGUAUAAUAAAGUAGAAUAUCCAUAUUCCUCUCUCCACAAAGACUAUGUGAGCUUCAGGGAUGAUAAUCAAAAUGGCCACAAGCAGUAGAGAAUGAAAUUUGUACUAAUAUAACACUAUUU